GUCAACAAACUUGCUUUAACUCUUGCAGAGACAUCUUGCUGCACUUUCAGCGUCAUCCAGCUUUUUUUCCAGCCUCAGCAUCAGCUCGAUUGAAGUGGAAAGCCAACCAUGUCCAUCAUCAUCAAGGGAUUUCUGCUGCUGGCCAUCGUGGUCUGCAUCUCUUACGCCCAGGUAAAUGAAGCAGGACAGCAGUGUCUGUGUCAGCGUGUCAGGAACCGCAUGGAAAAAAGGUCUGAAAUAAAGGACAUCCAGAUCUACCAGGCUACCGUCUUCUGUACAAAAGUAGAGAUUGUUGUUACCAACAACAACGGCCUUCGCUAUUGCCUGAACCCUGAUCUGAAAGCUGUAAAAAUGAUUGUGACCAACAUUUUAAAGAAUAAAAAGAUUGCAGCCACCACUUCCACUGGUUUGACCUCUUCCACUUCCACUUAAGCCAAGACCUCAACCCCUUUCUGAUUCUCCUCUUCACCAGCUUGUUAAAGAAGAAGCUUGUUUAAGCUCUGAGCCCUCAACGAAUGUAGAUGUGAACAAGUUGAAACUUGUGAAACUAAGCUAUUUAUCUUGUAUUUAUUCUAAUGUGCUCUUACUACUUACUGUUUAUCUAAUCGUUUUCAUAUUGCUGUGUUUUGUAGGUAAAUUUAUGUUUACUAUUUUUCUGUUUUUUUACUUGCUUCAGAUGUUUUGUCAAUGCAUUCAUAUUUGUUCAACUUGUUCUAUACAUUGUGUUGUUUCAGAUUUUUUUUCAUAAUAAAAUAGAAAAUCAACAGAGAUCU
This is a messenger RNA of Melanotaenia boesemani (Boeseman's rainbowfish), 773 nucleotides long. Its product is annotated as C-X-C motif chemokine 6-like. NCBI's taxonomy places the organism in Eukaryota, Metazoa, Chordata, Actinopteri, Atheriniformes, Melanotaeniidae. Gene Ontology annotation, biological process: inflammatory response; chemokine-mediated signaling pathway; cellular response to lipopolysaccharide. The transcript has 4 exons. Gene Ontology annotation, molecular function: CXCR chemokine receptor binding; chemokine activity. The record is from RefSeq and is a predicted model, not a curated record. Gene Ontology annotation, cellular component: extracellular region. Bases 109 to 432 code for a protein of 107 amino acids.